UCCAAAUCACAGGUCGCGGCGCGUGCGGGGAGGUGAAACAGUCAGCUUGAUAUAUCAUUACUUUGUAAGUGCCUAUCAGCGGUCCCCUCCCUACAUGCGAUUCACACCAUCCAGUUAUGUUUGGUUUUCCCGGCUACGUAGCUUUACCGGCGAACUGCGUCUGCCAGUGACUCCCUCCUGCCGCUUGAGACGGACAUUUCACAGCGGACCUCCUCUACUCUUCGUCAGGAAACUCAUGAUGCAGUCUAGCCGGAAUGUGACCACGAGCAGCAGCAGUUGUGGUGAGGGGGGUUUUGGAAGAGCAGAUAAGAAAGGGUCGGGGCUUUCUAGCGACAUUCCUGUUAUCAAGACGGAAGAUACCGAUCCUCCGGCAGAGAAGAAACGCGUGGGGAGCACGCUUGUUGUCAACGAGAGAAAAUUAAGGACCCCGAGUCCCCUGUUUGGGGCCAACUAUGAUGACGACUCAGAGGCAGAGUCUUUCCGGGAUGGGAGAACUGAGGAAGUGGACCGGGACACCAGGGGCAGGGCAUUUGUAUGGUGCAGGGACUUUCUGUCAGGCUCGUGGAAAACCAUUGGGGAGGAUGAUUUUCAAAUCAGCAUCGUCAGUGGUGGACUCAGUAAUCUGCUGUACCUGUGUAGUUUACCUGACCAUGUGAACUCUGAAGGAGAGGAGCCCCGCCAAGUGCUCCUCAGAAUCUAUGGGGCCAUCUUACAGGGAGUGGACUCUCUGGUAUUGGAGAGUGUGAUGUUUGCCAUUCUAGCAGAACGAAGUCUUGGGCCAAGACUGUAUGGCAUCUUCCCCCAGGGGCGCUUGGAACAGUACCUACCGAAUACCAGAAUGCGCACAGAUCAACUUUCAGAUCCAGCCAUCUCAGCUGAGAUUGCCAGCAAGUUGUCCCGCUUCCAUCAGAUGGUAAUGCCCUUCAACAAGGAGCCUAAGUGGCUGUUUGGGACCAUUGACAAGUACAUGGAUCAAGUGAUGAAGCUCAGUUUUGGACGUGAAGCACAUGUAAAGAAGUACAAUAAGCUGAUGAAGCUGGACCUGCCCGCUGAGCUGGAAAGCCUCCGUGCAUUGCUGGCGGCAACUCCAUCUCCAGUGGUUUUCUGCCAUAAUGACGUCCAAGAAGGAAACAUUCUGAUGCUGGAGGAAAAGGACCAAAGCUCAACAGAUCAUCUAAUGCUGAUAGACUUUGAGUACAGCAGUUACAAUUACAGGGGUUUUGACUUUGGGAACCAUUUCUGUGAGUGGAUGUAUGACUACACCUACAACCAGUGGCCCUUCUACAAAGCCACACCAGACAACUAUCCCACCAGAGAGCAGCAGCUUCAUUUUAUCCGAAGUUAUCUGGCAGAACAGGGACAAUACUCUGACAUGACCAUGGACCAGUCACAGAUUGAGGAGGACAUGAUCAUUGAAGCAAACAGGUAUGCCUUAGCAUCCCACUUCCUCUGGGGUCUGUGGUCAAUCAUCCAAGCAAAGAUAUCCAAGAUUGAGUUUGGAUACAUGGACUAUGCUCAGUGUCGAUUUGAUGCCUACUUCAAGCAAAAGAAGCUUUUCUCCUGAUUCCCUCCUUCAUGUCUCAAUCUUUCCUUAUCAUUCUUGAUGCUCAUGUUUCUUUAUUGAGGAUCCUUUUCUGCCACAUCUUACUGUAACUACAGUCCUAUGCAGCUUUGCCUAUGACACACAAAGUUGAGUCAAAGGUAGACAUUAACAUUCAUACACGGAGCACACUCACAAGCCUGCAGGUAGACAGUUUCAGUACUAUAAUGGGAAGUUUGUUAGAGCAGGUAGUUUUUUUAGCACUGUAUGUUGUUCUCUGCCACCCAACCAUCAUUUAUAACAGCCACUUAAUUGUCUUUCUGUCAGUAGCUACUUCUGUAACAUUUUAUUUACUUAUGCAAUAGUAUUAAGUUCAGUGUCGAAGGCUUUUCUGUUUUUAUUCAUUCUACCUCACUUCUUUUUUUAUUCUGAAUUAGAGUGUAUGGAUCCUAGAGAGCCUGAUAACAAGUUCAUCCUGUGUGGAAAUAUUCCUUCUUGUUCUUCUUGGACAUGAUGUUAAAAUCUCAUAUCUACCAAAUUAUUACAAGAGGGCUAAUUCAUGGAAUCUCAUUGUAGUCAAUAAUGAAGUUAAUUUAAUGGCAGCAGAGGGAGAAAGGAUUUAAAUAGGUCAUCUUUGAUCCUGUCACUUCUUGUAAAACUAUUUACUAACUAAACAUUUCUGUUCUCUCUUUAUUUUUAACUGUCUGACUUAUUUUAUUAUGCUUGAAUUAAUUUUGGUUAUAUACUGUGUUCUGGUACUGUCCGAGCGUUUUAUGAUCUUAUCAGUCCUAACUUAUCUAGAUAUCUUUCUUUUUUUCCAACUGUAAAAGGCACAUGUAUGCAGCCACAUCAUCUUGAAUUCCUUUUUGUCAUUUUCAAAAAUAAUUUACAGCUGCUUCCAAACAAAAGACACAUUAUGUUUGACCCUUUGAGUCUGUCUGAAUUUGAAGUGAAGUUUGGCAUUUUUGCAAGUCUUCUUAUUUUCUUUGUGUAAAUUCCUCUUUUAUUGUUAUUAUUCUAUUUAUUUUUAUUUUCUGCAGUCUCCCUUGUAUUUUAAAGAAUGCACUACCAUCAAUCAUCAACUUGAUUCCUUGUUUGCACAUAGCUGCAUCAGUUUACUUAUGAGAAGAAACUAGAAGCUGAACUGUGCCUCAUUUACUACCUGUAUGUGUUUUUAAACCUUUAUUUUCCCUGCACAGUUUAGAUUUGUCUUUGCAUUAUGUUGGUCAUUGAUGCACUUCUAAAUUGUAAAUGAGAAGAAAAUAAACAUAUGUGC
Molecule: messenger RNA, 2816 nt
Organism: Cheilinus undulatus (humphead wrasse)
Lineage: Eukaryota; Metazoa; Chordata; Actinopteri; Labriformes; Labridae
Gene: chkb
Product: choline kinase beta
Exons: 11
Coding region: 95-1564 (489 amino acids)
Biological process (GO): phosphatidylethanolamine biosynthetic process; CDP-choline pathway
Cellular component (GO): cytoplasm
Molecular function (GO): choline kinase activity; ethanolamine kinase activity
Source: RefSeq, a predicted model, not a curated record